GCAGGACGGCCGCUUAUAAGACGGGCUGUGCGCCCGCUCCGGGCCACUAGUUGCACGGUUGAGACCAUGGCGUCUCCUUGCCUGCUCGCUUUGCUGCUACUGCUCUUCGGAGGAUUCCCUGUCGCCCCCGCCGAGUCGAUUCGAGAGACUGAGGUCAUAGACCACCAGGACUUCCUGGAAGGCAGAUACUCUGGAGCCCUUCCUGAUGAUGAAGAUGCUGGGGGCCUGGAUCAAGAGUCAGAUGACUUUGAGCUGUCGGGCUCUGGAGACCUGGAUGACACAGAGGAGACCAAGACCUUCCCUGAAGUGAUUCAUCCCUUGGUGCCUGUAAAUAACCACAUUCCUGAGAGGGCACAGCCUGGGAUCCGUGUCCCCUCAGAAUCCAAGGAACUGGAGGAGAAUGAAGUCAUUCCCAAAAGGGCCUCACCCUCCGAAGUGGAUAGUGAUAUAUCUAACAAAGUGUCCAUGUCCAGCACUGCCCAGGACGGCAACAUUUUUGAGAGGACCGAGGUCCUGGCAGCUUUGAUUGUGGGCGGCGUGGUGGGCAUCCUCUUCGCCGUUUUCCUGAUCCUGCUGCUGGUGUACCGCAUGAAGAAGAAGGAUGAAGGCAGUUACGACUUGGGCAAGAAACCCAUCUACAAAAAAGCCCCCACCAAUGAGUUCUACGCGUGAAGUUUCCCUUGAGUGCUGCUUGGACUUAAUGGGGAGGGGAGUCAGAGGAUUGGACGGUGGGCAUUUGUAGAGGGAGGGCAAUUAGUACUGACUUGUCAGUGUCUCCGUCUCUGGUCACCUUUCUGGGGUCAGAAGAAAGAUCAUCUUCUACUGUGCUGCCUCACUUGGAUUUGGGGGUGGAGGUGCAUGGGUCUCGGUUGCCCUGGCAGAAAAAAAGGGGUUGAACUUGCCCUAUCUAAAGGCAAGCCUGGGUUUGGGUCAUUUUUUUUUUCUCUCCAAAUUUCCAGAAUAGAAUCUAGGACCAGUUUAGAGCCUGUAGUGAGUAUGCCACAUCUGUGACAGCCUUGCCCCUGGAAGCCAAGUUGGCUGCCUUCCACACGUGCUGGGGCAAGAAGCUGGAACCCACUGCACCUUGUACACCCUGAGAUGUGCCUGCCCACGUGUGGUGCACACCACAGAGUCUCUGGCACACCUUGGGCCAUUCUAGGCUCUUUCAGUGACUUUGGAACUCAACUGUUUUUUGUUUUUAGUCUGGGGAGGGUGGGGUGAAGUGCUGAAAUGCAUUUGUAGAAGAUUGAUAAAAGCUAAUUUUUAAAGUGGUUCAUUCCUUUAUGUAAGUGCCUGUGCCUGGGCUAAGAGUGGGAAUGUGCAAAUGUUCUGUGUCGAACAUUUCCAUUGCACCAGCUAAGUGUGUGUGUCUUGGUUUUUAUGUUGUUCUGUUUUUUGAAAAUGAGAGAAGAGUUGGAGAUAAUGAUUUUUAUUAAUUUUUGUUACUAUUUAUAGCUUCAGACAGGGCUGCUUCUUCUUCUUCCUUUCUUUACUGUCCCCACCAUUAAAAAAAAUACUCUGCACUGUUUUUUUUAUGACCUUGGCCCUUUCUGAAGUUGCUUUGUCUUAAGAAGUAGCUAUAAUAUUCUAGCAGAUUCCAGACUAUAACGUACGGGAUAGUGGGAUGUUUGUGUACAUGUUCUUGUAAUAUAUUAUCCUUACUUGGCUCUAGAAGAAUAGAAGAAUAUAUUUUUUUAGGAUAUAGAAUGGUUUUACCAGUUUCAUAUUGGCUCGGGUGGCUGCGUGAGUGAAUUUUUGUGUGACUGAGUAGGCUUUGCCCCCUUCUCUUGCCCUGUGCCUGGUGCCUUCUUGUGGUUGAGCUGGAGUAGUCGAGGGUGGCUGACUCUUAACCCUCGUCCUGCCUCCUGCUGGGGGCCCAGCAGCAUAGCUUCUGGGGCUGAUUUCUCCAGGCUUCUCUAGAUGACAGUGACCUCAUGUGGCUGCAUAAAUCAGGUCGGUUCAGACCACAUGGUUAGAAAUCCAUUCCUCAGUUGCGCUGGCCACAAAUCAGAGUGCUCGGUCACCAUCCACAGAGCACAUUGCUAAGAGACUUAAGCUGGCUUAGGUGACUGCUCAGCUUUGCUUGUCUCCCGGAGCAAGGGAAGGGGACCAGGAGGAAGGUGAUGAGGCCCCAGUGAGUUCUGUAGCCUGGGACCUCUCCCUCUUACAGAGUGGCUUACAUCCAGGGUGUGUGUGGGUUGGGGAGAUCGUAUUCCCUCAACCAUACCCGUGCCUGCAAGUCCCAUCAGCACCUGGGUGCGGUCCCAGCUGGCUGGGUCCUCUUCUAGCCUCGGGGCCUCCACCCUUUCUGUACCCUCUCACACUGUCGUCUGUUACUGAUUUCUUUUUUGAUAAAAAGGUAAUAAAACCUGGUACUUUCUA
This is a messenger RNA of Mesocricetus auratus (golden hamster), 2382 nucleotides long. RefSeq names its product syndecan 4 (gene Sdc4). Gene Ontology annotation, biological process: cell migration. The record is from RefSeq and is a predicted model, not a curated record. The transcript has 5 exons. NCBI's taxonomy places the organism in Eukaryota, Metazoa, Chordata, Mammalia, Rodentia, Cricetidae. Gene Ontology annotation, cellular component: membrane; cell surface. The coding region runs from base 67 to 672 and encodes 201 amino acids.